UGUAGUGUUAUUGCCCUAGUAAUCCCUUAGGGAGUUUCCCCAACCUAUAACACUAGUACUGGUAAAGACCCGAGAGACCUUGCAACACUGGUAGAGUCUAGAGAGAUCCCAAACGGAAGAGGAGACACCUACGUCAUCUGGAGCCAUGCUCAGCCUCUUUCUCGUAUGCAUCCGACCGAAGCGGUAGAUAAAGAAUAACCAUAAUUGGAACCCAGAAUAAAGCCCUUAUACAGAUCAAGUAUGGCAACCUAUAAUCAAGGGAAAGUGGAUGGCAAUAAUAACAAGGCCACAGUACCUGAGAGACCCAGUGUGGGUAGAGGGAUGACCGUGGAGAGAGGUGGUAAGACGUACUACCGAGAUGUUGUGGUAUCCUCUGUGGAAGACGAGCAGGUGAGUGAGGAUGUUCCUCAAGACUCACAGGAUGGAGGAAAAACACCUCUAGAGGCCAAGGUGGCUGAUGUUCCUUCUCUGGAGGAUGGAUUGACCAAGCUGGUCGUAACUCUUAAAGUGCCUGAGGUGCCAACUGCCUCCAAAGAACCACUCCAGUCUGGAGCUGACAAACCUGCAUUUUAUAUAUGCCCGCGUAGUGGAACAGAGGAAAGGACAUGGGUCGUCAGUGAGUCGGACCAAUAUUGUCCAGUAAAGGGGUGUCCUGUAGUAACACGUAACGUGCGUAGGCAUGUGAUUGCAGAACACCUAUCUGUCAUGUUUGAAAACAGACAAGAUCCGUCCCUGAUGAGACAGAGAAGGUUUCACCAGUAUCGUGGCCAGAUGGUCAUGGUACUGGCCCAGUGGCUCACAAGGAAGGAGGAUGCCACAUAUGAGGACCUUCUGACCUUCUUGAGACAGAACUCAAGAGUCCCUAGUGGAUACCCCCAGACUGGGGAGGAGAUGCCUGUUUUUCGAAGUAUUUGCCGGGAGAUGGGAUGGCCUACUUCCGCCUGGUUUGCGAUCCAACCAGCCCUGAAAAUAACCAGCCCUGUGUGUGUGCUGCAUUGGAGGGUCAUGGCAACCUUGGUACACAGACUGCCUCCCUCACAGCAGGACAUCCUUGCUACAGAGCAUUAUAGACCAGAGGAUAAUGGUCUGGACCUGGCACACCUAUUUGCCUGGAACAGACAAUUCCUAGGAAGAGAACCAGAAGUGGAGGUUGUACCUGCAGCCGAAAAGAAGGAACCAGAAGUGGAGGUUGUACCUGCAGCCGAAAAGAAGGAACCAGUAGUGGAGGUUGUGCCUGCAGCCGAUUCUCAAAAGGAGGUGAAUGCGUCAGGCCAGGAGGAAGUUGUCGCGGCUCCUAGUCCGCAGACAGAGGCAAUGCCGGAGAGUGAUAGGCAUAUCAUUAUUCUGCAAACUGGCAUAGAAAAAAGAAUGGUACCAAUCUGUUCUUUAAUGGAUUUAAGGAACAUUGCACAAGAGAGGUUCCCAGGCAGAGGGGAGGUCACCCUGAAGUUCCAGGGGAUGAUCCUUGAUCCUCUCAUUAUGUUAAAGGACAUUCUGCUGAUGGACGCUAAGCCGACCAUUGAGGUCAUAUUCUGUCACUCUGAAGAAUCGACUCAUCUGUGAGUGAACACUUCCUCUUUAAUAGGAUGAUGCCCAGUUUGGGUUUGCUAUUGAGACAUAGCUCUGGGAUGUGAGGUUUAUGCAACAUUUUUAUAUAUAUAUAUAUAUGGAUUUUACAACAAUAUAUGGAGGACCUUUAUAUUGUGAUUACUUUACAGACAGAAGAUUC
Molecule: messenger RNA, 1729 nt
Organism: Mytilus trossulus (common blue mussel)
Lineage: Eukaryota; Metazoa; Mollusca; Bivalvia; Mytilida; Mytilidae
Exons: 2
Coding region: 241-1563 (440 amino acids)
Source: RefSeq, a predicted model, not a curated record